CAGAGAGAAGUAACGCACGCUUUCCGAGUCCGGGCCGGGUUUUCAAACCAUCGAGACGGAAGUAACGGCAGGCCGGAAGUUCCAAGGCCUGCACCGGGACCCGAGUGGGGAGUGGGGGAGGAGCAAGGCUCAGGGUGGGAAUGGCGGCCCAGAUUCCCAUUGUGGCCACCACGUCCACUCCGGGGAUAGCCCGGAACAGCAAGAAGAGGCCGGCCAGUCCUUCCCACAACGGCAGCAGCGCUGGCGGAUACAGCGCCGGCAAGAAGAAAAAGGUGUCCGCCUCCGGCUUUGCGCAGGUACGCUGUCACUCGCCUAACCUGCGCGUGCGCGGAAGCCCACCCCUCCCCCUCCCGGGUAUCAGCAUGGACGGUGUGAGUGAGAAUAAGAUGGUGCCCUCUGAUUUUAGCACAGGACCCAUGGAGAAAGCUGCCAAACCUCUGCCAUUUAAGGAUCCCAACUUUGUGCAUUCUGGCCAUGGUGGUGCAGUGGCUGGCAAGAAGAACAGAACCUGGAAGAACCUGAAACAGAUCCUGGCUUCUGAAAGGGCAUUGCCAUGGCAACUGAAUGAUCCCAACUACUUCAGUAUUGAUGCUCCUCCAUCCUUUAAACCAGCCAAGAAGUAUUCUGAUGUUUCAGGUCUUCUUGCCAACUACACGGACCCGCAGAGCAAGCUGCGCUUCAGCACCAUCGAAGAGUUCUCCUACAUCCGACGGCUGCCGUCCGACGUGGUCACGGGCUACCUGGCCCUGAGGAAAGCCACGAGCAUCGUUCCCUGAGCCUGGAGAAACAGAGAUGAGGUGGAAAACCAUUUCAAAAGGCAGACUUUGGGCUCAAGAUUUUGUUUUAUGGAAACAAACUCCUGCUGUCAAUCUGGAAAUGUCAGUGCUGUGCCUUGGAAAGAAUGUUUGGCUUUCAUUGAAGGUUUUUUUUUUUUCUGUUUUCCCUCCAAGUGUGAUAUUUCCUGUUGAAUUAAAUUAUACUUCAGUUGUUGCCUCAAAUAAAGUUGUUUGACAAGAAAGUA
This is a messenger RNA of Cervus elaphus (red deer), 1021 nucleotides long. It is a transcript of the gene INO80C, whose product is annotated as INO80 complex subunit C. The coding region runs from base 141 to 776 and encodes 211 amino acids. Gene Ontology annotation, biological process: chromatin remodeling. Gene Ontology annotation, cellular component: Ino80 complex. The record is from RefSeq and is a predicted model, not a curated record. Lineage: Eukaryota; Metazoa; Chordata; Mammalia; Artiodactyla; Cervidae. The transcript has 5 exons.